Poecilia reticulata (guppy) is the source of this 1670-nucleotide messenger RNA. It is a transcript of the gene acot13, whose product is annotated as acyl-CoA thioesterase 13. Gene Ontology annotation, molecular function: fatty acyl-CoA hydrolase activity. NCBI's taxonomy places the organism in Eukaryota, Metazoa, Chordata, Actinopteri, Cyprinodontiformes, Poeciliidae. The record is from RefSeq and is a predicted model, not a curated record.
GGACGAUUUAUGAAACGCAGCAACUUCCUGUUGGAAAUAAACACAACUUUGACAUUGGCCGCGUUUAUUAUAUCCGUCAAACAUGAGCAGCUUGACUAUAAACUCACUGAGACAAAUAAUGAAAGCGAUGGUCGACCACGCCUCCUUCGACAGAGUCAUAAGCAAGGUGGACAUUGUGUCUGCGAGCCCCGGGAAGGUGGUGUGUGAGAUGCGGGUGGAAGAGGAGCACACAAACCGGGGAGGGACGCUGCACGGCGGGCUGACAGCCACCCUGGUGGACGUGAUCUCUACCAUGGCCAUUAUGUACACCGAGAGAGGAGUCCCGGGGGUCAGCGUGGACAUGAAUAUAACGUACAUGAAUGCUGCCAAGAUAGGGGAAGAUGUCCUCAUCACUGCACAAGUCCUGAAGCAGGGGAAAACGCUGGCAUUUGCUACGGUAGAUCUCUCCAGCAAAGCCUCAGGGAAACUCAUCGCUCAAGGACGACACACUAAACACCUCGGCAGCAGCUGAACCGUCUCUUCUAAUUGAAAUUGUAUAAUUUACUGCUAAAAUUUGGGAUUCUGAAUAUGCACACUGUUCUUUUUGUAAGUACGUAAGUUUGCAGAACAAAGUUCUGUUUUUUUUUCCUAACUUAUGUGUUUGUGUUGUCGUGAAUAUUGAGCAGUGAAUGUUUCUUGUACAUGCAAUAAAGCCAGCUGGACAAAGAGUUGUGGUUUUUUUUUUUUCAGACUUUGCACUGUAUUGAGAUAUGCUCAGCAGUAAAGAUUAGAGAACAGAAAAUCAAAACCCAGAAGUUACAUGCCUUACACCCUUCUUUUCAGCUAAAACACAUUGAAUCAGCAAGGAGCGAAACUUUACGUACUACUGUACUUCAUAGUCUUUGAAAAAGCAAACCCUUCAAAACUCAAUUUUAAUUUAAAGAAGCUUGGCAGCAGAUUCGCAACUUCAACAGAUCAAAUUAAACAGAAAUCAGUUAGCUUUAAGCAAAACCUCUUUUUUUGUUAGGUAUAUUAUUAUUAUUAUUGUUAAAUCUGUCACCAUUGCAAUUCAUCACCGAACCAUGUCCCUCCGAAAAACAAAGCGCGCAAAACAUCAGAUUUCAGUAGCUUAAAUGAAAUAGUGCAUGAACGGAUUGAACUGUGAAAAAUCAACUUCCAACAUAUAAACAUGUCUUAACUCUGCACAAUGCCUUUUGAGAUACUCGCCAUUUUAAUCAAAGGCCUGUUUAGUAUGUUUCUGAGAAAAGCAAAUGACACAAAAACAUCUUUUAAGUCCAGCAAAUAAAACUAAGGCAGUUUAUAAGAAGCAAUACCUACACCAUAUGAUUUGACAAACACUCUUCCUCUUGUUAUCUUUGCCUGUACAGGUGUUCUGAUACCUGCUCAUGCCUAUCCUGGGCAAAAAAAAUUGUCUAAACUUGUUUUAGAAGCCCUAGUAACAUUACAAAACAAGCUUUAACAAUCCUUUCUUAUCACAUCAAGGAUAUAAGACAUGUCCAUCGUAACCACCAUGAAGACUUGUGUAUCGUUUGUUCCGGUUUAGAUGCAACAUAAAGAGUUCAUUCAGUGACCGAUGCUGUUGACUGUGUGGCUCCAAAAGAACAACCAACCACUCAAAAAAAAAAUCAAUGUCCGUGCAGGUUCAAAUAAAAAAAAAAAAAAAAAAAAAA